Messenger RNA from Aphidius gifuensis, 2806 nucleotides. RefSeq lists its product as uncharacterized. Bases 466 to 2787 code for a protein of 773 amino acids. The record is from RefSeq and is a predicted model, not a curated record. NCBI's taxonomy places the organism in Eukaryota, Metazoa, Arthropoda, Insecta, Hymenoptera, Braconidae. The transcript is spliced from 3 exons.
UUCUUUAAAUCAUUUUUUUUAUUAUAAAAAUUGUAAAUUAGUUAUUUGAGGACACAUACAGAGAGAUAUUGAUUAAAAAAAUUUAGUAUAUCAAUGUUUGUGUUAUCAAACUUAAAUAACUGAUAAAUAAUAAGCGUUAAUAGUCUUAAUUUUAACGAGAGUCCACAUGGACAUGGUUGAGAGGCCAUAUGGAAUAUCACUAAAAUAUCAAUAAAUAUCAAUAUCAAUAAAUUAAUGUUGCGCAGUCGUUGUUUGUUUAUUUUAUUCUUUUUUCAUUAUGUAUUCCAAUGAAUGUUACAAUUAAAAACAAAACAUAAAACUUUAUCGAUAUCAGUGUAACUCAAUUUUGUCAUUGUUGAAAAUUUAAGAUAAUAACAAGUAAAUACCCACGUUGUUGUUGAAAAAUAUCUAUGACAGGUUAGUUGAACACGUGAUAAGAAAUAAUUAAUUCAUAAUAAUUACAUCAUGGAAGAAUAUUUAAUAAAUGAACCAUGUAAAAAAGAUGAGAAAACAAAACAAAAAUUCACAGAUGCUUUGCAACUUUGCUUGGAUCUUCUGAAUGAAAAUAACAACAUUUAUCGAAAUAAUAUAGAAUACAGUAGUAAUAAUAUAUUAACACGAAAAUCAGCAAUAAUUGGUCAUGAAAUGUAUGAAUUUUUUAAAGAAACAAUAAAUAAUCUAACAAUUAAAGAAGAAAUAAUUGAACCACAUACAGAAAAAAUAAAAUUAAAAAGAGUUUCUGUUAAAUUGGAACGAUUGGAUCCUGAUGUUAUAAAAAAUUUAACUGAGAAAAAAAAUAAGAAUGUGUCUAUUGUUAAUGAUAAUGAUGGUGUAAAAAAUGUUGAAACACAAAAUAAACCAAAAACAUUUAAAAAACCAAAAAAUGUGUAUAUAAGUCAAAAAAAGAAAUUGGAAAUAAUUAAUUUGAUACGAAAACACCCAACUUGGACAAUGAGAAUGAUUAAAGAAAAAAGUAAUUAUUAUAGUUGUCAAUUACCUCAAGUUAAACAAUGGAUAGCAAAAUUUAAAAAAGGUGGAUCGCAUUCUAAGCUUAUGAAUAUAAUAAAUCGUCAUGUAUAUGGAAAAUAUAUUAAAUUUAAAAGACAAAAUAAAAAUAUUACUGAUGAAGAUUUAACAAAAUGGGCUGGUGAUGCUAUUGAAAAAUAUAAUAUUUCAUAUUCGAAACAUUUUGAACUCCAGAUAAAUUGGUUGGAACGUUUUAAACGAAUAUAUUGUAUAUCUGUGUCGAAAAAUCCUGAUGGUCAAGAUGAUAGUGAUAAUGACAGUGAUGAUGAUGAUGACGAUGAUGAUGAUGAUGAUUCUGAUAAUAAAAGUAAUUCCUCAGACAUUGCAAAUGAAAAUGAUAAAGAAACUGAUGAUGUUGAUGCAUUAAAUUUCAAUGAAAUCGAUAAAGUUUCUGUUAAAUUUUCAGAAAGAGUAUAUAUUUCAUUUGAAGAUAAAAAAAAAAUUGUUGAUUUAGCACGUAAUAAUCCAACGUGGUCAAUUCAUGAAAUAAGAAAACAUAGUAAUUGUAAUUAUAUACAAGGAUUGAAACAAAUACGUCAUUGGAAAAAAUGUGUUGACAAAGGUGUAAAUGUUACUGAUGAAAUGAAAGAGAUUAAUAACUGGGUAUAUAAAAAAUGUCUUUUGUAUAAAAAAAAGAAAAAAAAAUUAUCAAAUGAAUUGAUUAAAAAAUGGGGACUUGAAGCUAGAGAUAUUAUAUUGUCAGAAGAUAAUAAACGUCACAGGACAUCAUUUGUUGCUGGUGAUUGUUGGAUUCAUUAUUUUAAAAAAAAAUACAACAUCAAAGGAAGAAAUGCACGUGAAUUACAAAUUGUAGAUAAAAUGAAAAUCAACAAAACAUUUGAUCAUCGUUUUAAACCUUUAGGUAUUCCAUUUGAAACAAAAUUAAAAAUUGUUAAUACAGUACGUGAAAAUCCAGACUGGACUCCAGAUAUGAUAAAAAAACAUUGUAAAUAUAAUAAAAACUUGGACAGACAAACUAUUCGUGAAUGGACAGAACAAGUUAAGAGAGGUGGUUCAUAUGUUGAUAAAAUGAAAAAAAUUCACGACUGGAUUUAUCAAAAAUGUAUUGAUUAUAGAAAGAAUUAUAAUCAACUUAGUUAUAAAAAUAUCAGAGAAUUUGGUCGGCAAGCUUAUGAAAUUUAUUUCCCUGAUAAAAAAAAUAGAAUACCAUUUACAGCAUCAGAGGGUUGGAUUUAUAAAUUUAAAAAUUCAUUUGGUAUCGUUGGCAGAUCACCAAAUUUAAUAAUUACAAAUAAAUUAACCAAUGACGAAAUUUCGGAUACGACUGAAGCUCCAAACGAGGAAUCACCUGUUGCUCAAGAUGAGUCUGAUGAUGAUAGCUCAGUUGAAUCAAAUGACAAAAAAAGUAGAGUUACGUAUGAUGAUAAAAUAAAAGUUAUUAAAUUAGCACGCGAAAAUCCAACUUGGACAAUUGCAAUGCUGCGACAAGUCAGUGGUGUAAAGUGUUUAAAAGGAAUAACAACACUUGAUUUAUGGAAAAAAGAAGUUAAAAAUGGAGGAAAUAAACGUGAUAAAUCAUACAGACUAAAUCAGUGGCUUGAUAAUAAAGUCAAUGAAUAUAAAUCCAAGAAUAAAAAACUGACACGUGAAAUAAUACAAGGUUUUUUAGAUGAAGCAGAAAAAAGUUUAAAGAUUAAAAAUUUAAUCACCCCAAAAGGUAGAACAUGGUGGUGUAAAUUCAGAAAAAGACAUAAUCUUGAUAUUAAUUGUCACGUACCAAAAUCAAAAGUAAAUAAAUAAGAAAACAAAAAUUUUUUUU